AUGUUAAAGAGAAUCGACUUCUUCCGUAACUUCGGGCCAGCAUUCUUGGAUGAGCUGCUGAGCAGUCCGGAGAGCAUCCGAAAAGUGUUGGUCAUGCCCGGCACGGUCCUGCUGCGUGAGGGAGCUCCUGGUGACAGCAUGAUGGUCGUCUCAAAGGGCCGCGUGGCUGCCUCGGUGAAUGGUCGGGUGGUGAAGCACCUGGGAGAGGGCUCUUACUUUGGAGAACUCGUGUUUUUGGGUGCAGCUCUCCUCCGCACAGCGACGGUGACUGCCACGACCUUCUGCGAUGUGCGGAUCAUCUACAAUCGCAGUUUCAAGAGGAUCGCGGACAAGUAUCCAGAGGCACCGACUCUCCAGGGGAUCUGGCUUUGGUUGAUUUUUGCUGAUGACAGAAUAGACUUGAAGAGGGACCUUCAAGUGUGUUCUCACGGCGUGCCCAUUCAACUGUACUAUACUUUACUCUAUGCUCCCCAGCUUCGCCAACUGAGUCGCAAGACUUUGAAUGCCGUCAGGCUUUUAAUAAGAGCGUCGAGAGUCCAAGUGCAAUCUAACGCAACCGUGCGCGUAACCCUCGUGGCUGCAUUCAUUUAA
Molecule: messenger RNA, 591 nt
Organism: Symbiodinium sp. CCMP2592
Lineage: Eukaryota; Dinophyceae; Suessiales; Symbiodiniaceae
Source: the annotation of a GenBank genome assembly